Molecule: messenger RNA, 2433 nt
Organism: Adineta ricciae
Lineage: Eukaryota; Metazoa; Rotifera; Eurotatoria; Adinetida; Adinetidae
Source: the annotation of a GenBank genome assembly
AUGCGUCGAGGAAAAAUCUAUCCGAUUGCCGGUGUUCUCAGUCUGAUUGUAGUUCUUGCAGGACUACACAUUGGUUGGGAUUUCCCAAUACUGAUUAGAAAUCGUCAUUACUACUUUCCAAUUCUAUUUUCUCUGGGACUUUUUUACACCGUGGUAAAUUAUCUUUUCGCUGCCUUACAUGAUCCUGGUGUAAUACCACGACCAGAUGCGGAUGAGGUCCUUCGCAUCGAAAAAGAGCAUAAUAUUCAAACUGAUUUAAAUGGGAGGUACUUUCCAUCGGUACCACCGCCAACAACUGUUCUUGUGCGGAGUUUUCCCUAUUCAUCUUCUUAUUGUUAUACAUGUCGAACUUAUCGAUUACCCCGUGUUUCCCAUUGUUCAGUUUGCAAUGUUUGCGUGCAGAACUUCGAUCAUCAUUGUCCUUGGAUUAAUAACUGUGUUGGUUUACUGAACUACCGUUAUUUUUGUAAUUUUGUUCUAUCUUGUUCAAUUUUGUGUUUGUUCGGAUUGAUUGAUAGUGGUGUAGCAGCGUAUCUUCGAUGGGAUCUGUAUAAAGAUAACCCCGGAAUUUACGUUGCAUACAAUAUUCCGUGUUUUUUCAUUGCUGUGGUUGGCUUUUUCCUAAUGUUUACUCUUGCCUCGUUCUGGUGCUACCAUUGUGGUUUAGCAAUGAAUGGAAUAACAACGAGAGAUGAUAUGCGGUAUCGAAAACAUUUGGAAAGAAAUGAACUUCCGCGUGGUUCACGAUGCCGAAAUCUAAUGGAAUCAUGGUGCGGCCCUUUACGACCACCAGUGGAUUGGAGCAAACUGUACGAUGCCGAUCAUUACACAAAGCAGGAACAGAUCUAUAAAAAGAUACGUCCAACUUUGUUGAGCAAUACACUGAUUGUACCAGCACAGAAAAUUCGAGAACAUGUCUAUCAUUUAGCAACAAAUAACUAUCAUGGUAUUGAGCAGCAAGUCACAGCAUAUCGUCAGGCAGUUCCAGUAUCUUUGGAUCAACAAUCAAUCGUACCAACAAUAAGUGCAUUUCAUCAUCUUCAAACUUACACGAUUGAAAUUAAUGCUGUUGAAAAUAAUCAAAUGGAUGCUCACUAUUUGUUAAUUGACGUUGUGCAACAACCAAAUCUUUCGAUCUUUUGGGAUACCAUAUGGAAUUACCACAUAUCAUCGAUUAUAAUGCUCUACGAAAUCAAGGAUAAGAAUGCUCUUAUACGAUAUUGGCCAGAUGAAACUAGCUCGUCACUAACUAUUGAACGAAAGUAUCAGAUUGACCUAGUUCAACGAUUGCAGCGGUUAGAUACUGAGACUAUUCAAUUUCAAUUACAAAAGAUUGGUACUACCGAAACCCGUGAUAUUGAGCUAUUUCAAGUGAAAAACUGGUCAGAGACUACUUUUGGAUUAGAUCCUGUUUCUCUCUUGCGUUUACAGUAUCAAGUAAACGAGAAAGAGAAAAAAGAAAGACUUCAUAACGGGAGUCCAAAUAUAAUCGCUAUUCACAGUCGCGGAAUCGACACACCUGCGAUAUCGUAUAUGGCGAUUGAUAUUAACCGACGUCUGCUACACAGAUAUGGCUUUAUUAAUGUACUGAAUACGAUUACGCAACUAGAUAAACAGUUACCGGCAUGCACUAUGACUUCAGAAGUGCUGAAAAUUGUAUACACGGCAAUACUUCAUUUAUCUGCUUGGACUUAUUCUCCAGAUGUGGUAACAUUUCAAGGAUUGAAUGAAGAGAUUAGUCGACUGCUUCAAACUAGAGUUGGUUCUUAUUAUCAAAAUUCAUUUGUCGAAAUGUUGCAAUCCUUCACUACGAAUAGUUUGAAAGAACUAGAGGCAAUCAUUCCAUUGAAUAUAAAUGAAUCUUGGCGAUCGAUAACCAUCAAUCGUUGUCCUGUGUAUUUUAUCGAUAGCUAUUUACACUCGAGAGUCUUUGUUUUAACCGUUGUUCAAGAUCGUCAAAGUCUUAUAAAAAUCAUAUCAGAAUGCAAAAUUCGACACUGUUUUCUAUUUCAACAUAGUAGUCACGUCGAUGCGGGUUUUAUUGAGCAACAACGAUUAUCAUUGGAUAGUGAUUUUGUGUCGACUGAUUUUCGUCGAUAUUACAAUGAACAAUCGACAACUUUCUUUUAUCAACCGAUUACUUCAAUUCGAAGUAUUCCACUACACCGGUUAGCUCAGCUUUUAGUUAAUCUGGAUAUGGACAAUGAUCUACCUGUUCUCCUACGUGUUGAUGAUAUACGUGAUGGUGCUAUUGCGUGUUUAUUAGCAAAUUUAAUGGAAGAAAUGAGUAUUGAUAAUACUGCUGAUAUAUCUCAUCAAGCAAGGAAAAUUGCAUUUACUUGUCCUACGUUUCGAACAGAAGAUGAACUGAGAAGUAUGUAUGAAUGGCUAAAAGCUUGGACAGAAGAUGAAGUGCAUAACGGAACGAAGUAG